This is a messenger RNA of Ahaetulla prasina, 7736 nucleotides long. RefSeq names its product cyclin dependent kinase 14 (gene CDK14). Gene Ontology annotation, cellular component: nucleus; cytosol; cytoplasm. Gene Ontology annotation, molecular function: cyclin-dependent protein serine/threonine kinase activity; cyclin binding; ATP binding. The record is from RefSeq and is a predicted model, not a curated record. Bases 581 to 1990 code for a protein of 469 amino acids. NCBI's taxonomy places the organism in Eukaryota, Metazoa, Chordata, Lepidosauria, Squamata, Colubridae. Gene Ontology annotation, biological process: protein phosphorylation. The transcript has 15 exons.
GGAGCGCGGGGGUUGCCCUUUGGCUCGCGGCUGCACGCGCGGCUCCUGCUGCUCCCGGGACAGGCAGGCAGCUUCCCUUCCCGUGCCGUUCCCGGCUGCAGCCUUCUCUUCCCCGUCCCUCCCUCUCCUCCUCCUCCUGCUGUUCUCCGGGUCGUCCCUCCUGGCAGCCCUUUGCUGUCCUCUUCUUCCUCUCCCCCCCACUUUCCUCCCUCCAUCCCAGGUCUUUUAAUCUCCUUUCCCCGACGUCCCUCCCUCCCCAUGCUUCUCUCCCCCUACUAGAGAGACUCCGCUUCCACCGCCUUGCCUUUCCUCCUCCGCCCCUCAUUGUCUUCUGCAGCCUAUUGCCCAAUUUCCAAAGCUGGGGAAAACUCGCUAUGGGCGAGGACAAGGCAGUCCUAGCGGCUCUCCUGCUCCUUUCCAGCACUAGCUAGAAGAAGCGGGGUUUUUCGGGUUCGGCCAGGGAGGGUGAGCUGCGCGGCGGCAACCUCUUCUUGCAGCAGCAGCAGCAGCGGCGGUAUCCGUCCCUCUGGUGAUCCGCCAGGCGUCGCGUUGUCUUGGGGCGCUCGGCCCGUGGAGCCCGAUGUGCGACUUGCUCGACUCGCAGCAGCCGGCCGAGAAACUUAGCAGAAUGAAAAAGUUACGGCGAACUUUGUCGGAGAGUUUCGGCAGACUAGCCUUGAAGAAAGAUGAUAAUGGCUUUGAUGAGAUAUGCGUCACAAAGAUGUCCACACGGAAUUGUCAAGGAAUGGAUUCUGUGAUCAAACCCUUGGACACAAUUCCAGAAGACAAAAAAGUCAGAGUUCAGAGGACACAAAGCACUUUUGACCCAUUUGAGAAGCCAAAUAACCAAGUAAAAAGGGUGCAUUCAGAGAACAACGCCUGCAUUAAUUUCAAAUCUUCAUCAGCUGAGAAGGAAUCUCCUAAAAUCAGACGGCAUUCCAGUCCUAGUUCUCCAACAAGUCCCAAAUUUGGAAAAGCUGAUUCUUAUGAAAAACUGGAAAAACUGGGUGAAGGUUCAUAUGCUACAGUGUACAAAGGGAAAAGCAAAGUAAAUGGAAAGUUAGUAGCACUGAAAGUAAUAAGACUUCAGGAAGAAGAAGGUACUCCAUUUACAGCUAUCAGAGAAGCGUCUCUCCUGAAAGGUCUAAAACAUGCUAAUAUUGUGCUGCUUCAUGAUAUCAUCCAUACAAAGGAGACACUGACCCUGGUAUUUGAGUUUGUGCAUACAGAUUUAUGUCAGUACAUGGACAAACAUCCUGGAGGACUUCAUCCAGACAAUGUGAAGUUAUUUUUAUUUCAAUUGCUGCGAGGACUUUCGUACAUCCACCAACGUUACAUUUUGCACAGGGAUCUGAAACCCCAAAAUCUUCUGAUCAGUGACACUGGGGAGUUGAAACUGGCAGAUUUUGGUCUGGCAAGAGCUAAAUCUGUCCCUAGUCACACAUACUCUAAUGAAGUAGUAACCCUUUGGUAUCGACCUCCAGAUGUUCUCUUAGGCUCAACAGAAUAUUCCACUUGCCUCGAUAUGUGGGGAGUUGGUUGCAUUUUUGUGGAAAUGAUUCAAGGAGUUGCUGCUUUUCCAGGAAUGAAAGAUAUUCAAGAUCAGCUUGAAAGAAUUUUUCUGGUUCUGGGAACUCCAAAUGAAGAAUCAUGGCCUGGAGUUGACACUCUACCACAUUUCAAGCCAGAUCGCUUUACACAGUACAGUGCUAAAAAUCUUAGACAAGCCUGGAAUAAAUUAAGCUACGUGGAUCAUGCAGAAGAUCUGGCUUCAAAAUUACUCCAGUGUUUCCCCAAAAACAGAUUGUCAGCACAGGCAGCUUUGAGCCAUGAGUACUUUAGUGAUCUUCCUCCCCGGCUAUGGGAUCUAACUGAUAUGUCAUCUAUUUUUUCUGUACCGAAUGUAAGACUACAAGUGGAAGCUGGAGAAAGCACAAAAGCUUUUGGGAAAAACAUUUAUGGCAAAGGUCAAUCACAUGUAAAACACUGAAGAGAAUUUUGAUUUCCUACAAAUAAUUGAGGAAUUAAGAUCACCAGACUAGAGAAGAAGAAAAACAAGAUAUAGUCAACAUUAUAAAGGCACUAUUAUCCGCUUCCUUUCUUGGAUUUCAAUCAAAAGAAAAAUUAUGCUGACAAGAUCUGGUUCCCCACUCCUUCUCAGUUUAUUUAAAGUACUGCACGUAUUUCGAUACAUUGUGAUUUGAGAGACAUUUGUGAAGAUUAAGCUAUUUGCUUUAUUGAUGUGUGGCAUAAUUGGCUUUUUUCCCCUCAGUCUUUUGUGUUUGAUUUUAUUGCUUUUUCUUCGCUGCAGUAUAAAUACUUUUGUGAAAAUAUUUAAGUUUCACCAGCAAUGUCUUAAAUAUAGUAAGGCAACACCUUUGGUGUUCAUAACUUCCUUUAUAUUAUCUGUAGCUAAAAGGCAGACAUGGCAUGAAACAAUGUAUGUAUUCAUUGGGAAGUUCCACUCAUUUCACAUUCAUCAAAAUUUAUAAACUGAAACAGAUUACAGGUUGGUUGUGACAGUCAGUGUCUUAUAACUUUGCUCAUUUUUUUACUGCUAGUAAACGUAAUAUUCUUUAAUUUAACUAUGGCAAUAAAUGCAUCUUAGCUAGAACUUGGGUACUCUGCUUAUGUUGAAUAAAGUGGCAUAAAUGGAUUUAUAUAUAUAUAUAUAUAUAUAUAUAUAUAUAUAUAUAUAUAUAUAUAUAUAUAUAUAUAUAUAUAUAUAUAUAUAUAUAUAUAUAUACACACACACACACACACACAUAUAUAUAUAAAUUUUCAGAUACUUUAAACCCUUGUGAGAAAAGGGGCUUAUUGUUCUACUGUUUUUGUGAUUAUAGUUCAACUUGUUCAUAUGUCUUGCUUCAACAAUAUUUUCUAAGAAGGAAACUAGAAAAAAUGAAGGUAAAAAUGAGUUUACAUUUGGAAAAGCACUAUGACAGUGCUGAGUGACACUAUGACUAGUUGCUGAAUGAGCCAUUAAAAAUAUUAGCCUUGAAUAUCUAUCCAAAUUCAAAAUACUUUCUUUUUAUAACCAAAGGACUCUUCAAGUUAUUUUUCUAAGAUAUUAAGAUGGUAGGGAGAAAAGCACUAUAUUAUGCAUCUUCAUACAGCUGAUUUUCCUGUGUAAUUUGCAAAUCGUUAAUAAGGGAUUACUAUUCUCCCUGCCUUAAAAGAAGGUGGAAGGGAAAUGGAACUAAUGACAGCAGUAGUUGGAAUGCCUUCUACAUACCACCCCUAACAUGACUAGUACAAUGUUAUUAUAGAUGGGGGAAAAUAAAUUCCCCUGAAAUAAAAGAAAAUUACAUUAUUCCAAAGUAUAACAGAUAUUUAAGAAAUUCAUUCAUUCAUUCAUCCAUUCAUUCAUAUGAAUUCGAUUAUGGCAUCUUAAUGCUUUUAUAAAUAAAAGCUGGAAAACAGGGAUACGUUUUAUAGUUUGCAUUUGCUUUGUAAACUGAAAGCAUCUUAUUACUGGGAUCUAGCGAAUACUUGAUUUUGCAAAAUAAUAAUUUUUAAUGCAAAGGAACUUUUGUCAGUAUGGUUUUAUUAUUAACUAUUCCCAACAAUUAUAUAUAAAUUAAAAUAAAUUUUCUGUCCUGCCUGAAUCAGCUUUGCCACCUUUAUUUAAAACUUUAUAUCCAUGGAAACAAUAACCACAAAAUCCAAUGAAACAUUUUGAACUUAAAAAAAAUGCCUUAAUCUUUAUUUUGUUUUCAAAUUUGGUCAUAUAUUCACUUGGCUAUUUCAAGGUGACCUGUCUAAAACAAUCUCAGCACUAUAAAAAAAAUGGAAUAGGAAAGAAAAUUUGAGAAUUAAACAAAACUAUCAAAUGAAGAUAGAUUUCUGUAAAUUUCUGUAAUAGCUUAAAGAACAAUGGAAACCAUUUCUCUUCAUGUUAAAACAUAUGAUGGUUUCAUAUAAAAAGUAACUCACUGAUUUAUUUUCUUCAAUAGGCUAAAUGCUUAGCACCUUAUUAUUCACAAUAAAUCAAAUGUUUUGGAUCUAUGCUUAGAUUUUCUGAGAUUCUUUCAAAAAUAGUUGAUGACGCCCUUGAACAUAUUGGCCAAUGACAUUAAAGAGCUGCGGUGGCUCAAUGGUUAGCAGGCAGUACUGCAGGCUACUUCUCCUGACUGCUGGUUGCUGCAAUUUGGCAGUUCAAAUCUCACCAGGCUCAAGGUUGACUCAGCCUUCUAUCCUUCUGAGGUUGGUAAAAUGAGGACCCAGAUUGUUGGGGGCAAUAUGCUGACUUUGUAAACCACUUAGAGAGGGCUGUAAAGCACUGUGAAGUGGUAUAUAAAUCUAAAUGCUAUUGCUAUUGCUAUCAGCUCUUACGGAUUGAAAAUAAUUAAUGAAUUUCAUUUCUAAUAUAAGUUCUUGAUUUAAAAGGAUUGGAGGGGGUGGUUAGAAUUGGGAGGCUGGAAGUCCAUCUCUUAGAGUAGAUUAAUUUGUAAUUCAAUUUCUACUCUUAAUUAACCAAUUUUUUUUGUGGGAGCAGCUGUUUAAGCUACAAAUCUGUGUACUUUGGAAUGGGCCUCGAUAUCCAACCAAGAAACGUAUGAAAAACAAAAAGAGGAAUCAUUGGUGGCUCUUUUUGCAAUCUUCCCCGAAGCACAAUGACAACCCUUAGAAGUUAGCACAACUAAAGCAAUCUACAGAAAAUAAAUCACAAUUUAUUUGAGGUGAUUUUUUCAAAACUCAACAGAAGGCAAGAUUUUGGAAUAAUAAUACAUGGAAGAUGAUAUGUAUAAAACACAUUCAAAUUUAGAAUCCAUACAUUUUUCAGUAUCAGAUCUAUUUUAUUUGCCCCUGUUCUUUUCUAUAGAAUCCAUAUUGAAUCCAGUGUUAUUGUCUUUAGUAUCAGUCCACAUUUAUACACUAAAAAGAAAAUGAUGCACUAGCAAAGUACCCUGUAUUUUGUUUCUUAAAGUUACUGUAUGAUUUUCCUUAAGGUACUAAAAUUGUGGGAGAUCAUCAAUUACUUGAAGUGGAUAAAUAUCAGUUAGCUAGGUUUUAUUAUAGUUCUAAUUUUAGUGAUAGUGGUGAAGAAUUAUCACUGGAAUGUAAAUAAAAGUAUGUACCUACCAUAUAAUGCAAUCUCCAACAUUGUGCAGUGCAAUCAUGAAACUGCGUUGGGGAGUGGGAGAAAUCAGUGUUCUUAUCUCUUCCAAUUUAUGAUUUGGCAAAUAGUAAUUAUGCAAUUUUAUUUUCACCUCUGUUCUCUUUUAGCGCAUGAUAGAAACUUGCACAAGUUUUAUCCUAAAGUACCUUCCAGGUUAUGCUCAAAAUAUGGAUACCUCUUUCAUCCUGCCCUACAUAGCCAUUUCAUCACUCUGAUUCCUUUGCAGAUCAGUUUAGGCCCGUGAUGACAAACCUAUGGCAUGUGUGCCAGAGGUGGCAUGCAGAGCCCUCUCUGCUGGCACACGUGCUGUUGCCCCAGGUUUGAUCUCUGUGGUGUUUCUUUCGUGAGCUUCUGUUUCCCUGCAAACGAGGAAACAGAAGCUCACAAAAGAAGAUCUUAUCUCUUGCCGCGCUGCCGGUGUUGGGAUGCCCCGCCUUCCGCCAGCCAGCUGGUCUUUGGUUUUCUGCUGUGCAUGCGCACGUGCAUGUCCGCACAUGUGCUUGUGCAUGUGCACAAUUGCACACUCAUACACCUUUCAGUUUGGGUAUGCACAUGCACAGUUUGGGCAUUCGGUGGAUAAAAGGUUCGCCAUUACUGGUUUAGGCAAAAUCAUGUAACUCUUAUGUUGGAGAUAAAGGCAAUUCUGAAUGGUUCUGAACAAUGCAUAACAAGGGAUUUUAUAUUUUGCAGCUACUUCCACUGUGAUUCUGCAUGGAUUUUGCAUCUAACGCUUGUGCUUUUGACUACAAUAGGAAUGGAUUCUAACUCUAAAAGAUCCUGCCAUAUCAUUUGUACUUCCUGUUUUCUCUGAUUAUGUAAUGCUUAUGACAACUCUGAGCUUUCAGAAUUUCAAUAAAGCCAAAACCUAAUGCAGUUUCUAUCCCUUUUCAGGUACUUCAAAUUCAAGAUUGCAUAUUUUUAAUUUUCCAUGUAUGUGUUAAUUGUGAUCUGGUAUAUAUGUUACUGAGGGACGCGGUGGCUCGGGCUAUGACGUUGAGCUUGUCGGUCGAAAGGUCGCCAGCUCGGCAGUUCGAAUCCCUAGUGCUGCCGUGCAACGGGGUGAGCUCCCAUUACUUGUCCCAGCUUCUGCCAACCUAGCAGUUUCAAAAGCACGUAAAAAUGCAAGUAGAAAAAAUAGGGACCACCUUUGGUGGGAAGGUAACAGCGUUCCAUGCGCCUUUGGGGUUGAGUCAUGCUGGCCACAUGACCACGGAGAUGUCUUCGGACAGCGCUGGCUCUUCGGCUUUGAAACGGAGAUGAGCACCGCCCCCUAGAGUCAGCAACGACUAGCAUGUAUGUGCGAGGCAAACCUUUACCUUUACCUAUAUAUGUUACUGAAAUAAUGUUCCCAUAAUUGGGUUCCCUAUUUUUCUAAUAAGACUUCAAUGAUUAAUUGGAUGGAGACUUAGCCCAUUUGUAAAUACCACCUAUGAAGUCCAACCAUUCCACAUAAUAGUUUGAAGUGCUGUUGGAAUGGCUAGGAAAUUAGUAGUGGAAUAUGGAAGCAUGGAAAAAAACAACCAUGCAGCAUUGGACUUCUGUGAUUGGUAUUAGAAGAAAAAAUGCUUUUCAAUUACAUCCAAUUCUUUUAAUUAAACUCCUCCUUAUUUUAGAAAGCUUCUCAAUGAGAAGAGAGGGAAUACUUUUGAAACCUAAGAAGAGAAAAUGAACACCUCAUAAUGAAAGAUAAGAGGAACUCCAGUAUUUGAAGAAUGUAGAAAUAGCGAUAGAAAAUUGGUCUACAGGGUUUUUGUUACCAAUGUUACAUUGGAAAAUUGGUUCAAUAGGAUUCCCAUUUGAACAGCUCAAAUAUGCAGAGCACCUGGGUCAUUGCAAAUAAUGUGUGCUUUGUCUCUUAGGAAUAAGGUUAAACAAGCACAGGAAAUAUAUAACAAUGGUUGGGGAGGCUUUGGACCCGUCUUGCUUUCAAUGUGAAUGACCUUUGAAUAGACAUUUCCAAUUUUUUUGAUUAAUUAAAGAGAAGUGUUGCGCUUCUCAACAGUGAAGGCAAUGUGAUCUUUUGAAUGUGUGCAAACCCAUGCACAUAAAUGUAUGGUGAAUAUAGAGUAUGUAUUUCCCAAAAAUAUAUUAUUAUUGUUUUUCUAAAGUAAUAGAAUAAAUGACAUUUGGACUGUACAGAUUCAUGUGGAAUAUGGAGACCAUAUAAAUAGAAUUACAUUCCAUUCUUCACCAAAUCAUGACACAAAUCUUUCUCUCUUUUUUUUGACCAAAAGGUAUAGAGGCACUUAUCUAUGUUAUUGCCUUGCAAUAUUUUUUAAAGCAAAAAUUGAAAGAUUGCAUUAAGAUAUUCCCUAAAUGUGGUCUCAGAACAUGCAGUUCUGCAGCGCUACCUACAAAAUUUCCCUAGUUGGGAUUCUUUAUACAAGGCACAAAAAGAUGCUCUUUUUAACAGGGAUUUGUUAAUCAAACAAUAUUAAUAUUAAGUAUGUAUACAUAAUAUAGCCACAUGCUUUAAUGACAGCUUAGUCAGCAGUAUGGUUAAGUAAAUGUUACAUUGUAUUCAAUGUGUAAUUUGUCUUACUAUAAACAAUGUAUGGUUUGUCAAGUGUCAAUUGUUUUCAUUUAAUAUGAUAUUUAAUAAAGUGUAACAGGA